GUGUCGAGGCGUUCUAAAAACCCGGAGAAAUUCUCUAGCGCAGAUCUGUGAUCAAUGCGAUUCUACCUCGGACCUAUCGGAUCGGAUAGCUCCCCCGUGAUCGACUCCUAGUGCAUUCAGGUGUUCGUGAUCAGCGGCGUUCGUUCAUUGAGCGAGGAACCCAGAGCCGGGAUGAUUCUCCGGAUUUUACUCGCGGCAUUGUCCAUCCUUUUAGGGAUGUGGCUGAGGCGACGCCGAGAGCACUUCCGCUAUUUUCAUUAUUUAGGGGUGCCGGGCCCUGAACCGAAUUUGAUAUUCGGCAACUUAUUGGAGAUUUAUUUGAAGAACAGUUUAUGGGCAGUGAACGAUUGGCAUCGGAAGUUCGGACCUGUCGUGGGACUCUUCUAUGGUAAAAACCCUGUUCUACUGGUCUCGGAUCCGAUUAUACUCAAGAAAGUUUUCAACGAUGAUCGAAACUUCACGAAUCGAUCUCCUCAUUUCAACUUCCCUGGAGUACCAAACUCAGUCGCAUGCCUCUCAGGCGAUGAUUGGAGGCAACUCCGAACCUUGCUAUCGAAACAUUACACAGAGGAAGGGAUCUGCAGAUUCAGUCCAGAAGUGAAGAAUUGCGUCGAUGAGCUCCUGAAAGUUGUGAAGAAACAAUCCGCGAAAGGGAGCCGGGAGUUCGAUAUCUCCGCGAUCUACGACGCGUUCGCUCUGGAUACGAUCUGCAGAACCACCUGUGGCUUAGCGUAUGAUAUUCAGAGUGACCAGCGGAAUCGCCUCUUGGGGUUCAUCAACAAAAUGAAGCCACCUUUCGGUUUGCGGGAUCUCUUCAGAACUUCGCUUCCGCAGCUCAAUCUGAUCUUUGAGGGUGUCAGGAGGAAAGUGCUCGCGCUCAUGCACGGAUCUGUUAGGAAAACAAGUCCCCUCCAAGAAAUGCAUGAGGACUGCUCGAAACGAGUCAAAAUGUUACGAUCCUCCAAGAAACCAGCUGGAAACGAUCUCCUAACCGUGAUGUUGGCCGAGGGCUACGAGGUGACCGACAAGCAAGCCAUCGACAACUCCGUCCUGAAUGUCUUGGCUGGGUACGAUACCACUUCCGGUGCACUGAGUUUCAUUACGAACAUGCUGAUCCGGUAUUCGGAAGUUCAAGAUCGUCUCCGGACCGAGCUUCAAGAAGCCUUCCCUGGAGGUUCGGAGGUCACUCCUCAAAAGUUGAAGGAAUGCCGUUACCUCGAUGCGGUCAUCCGGGAAACCUUGAGGAUGUACGCUCCCGUUUACAUGUAUACGAGUCGCACGAGCGAGAAUCCCGUUCAGAUCGGCGACCUCUACAUCCAAGAAGGUUUGACUGUGAUGGCAUCUACGAGAGAGAUGCACUACACUGAGGAGCUCUAUCCGGAACCUGAAAGGUUCAACCCCGACCGCUUCCUCGUGGACGACCUGAGUCAGUUCGACGACAUAUGGAUUCCAUUCGGCGCUGGACCUCGACACUGUCUGGGCAAAAAUCUGGCUAUGCUGGCGGUCAAGUUCGUCCUGGCAAAAAUGGUCCUGACCUACAAACUCGAUACCUUCGAGUACCUUCCCCAGUCCCGUGUGGAGCUCCAAGCCAACCCUGGCCUCCUAAAACUCAAAACGGGACUUCGCUGUCGAGCUUCACCCGUUUGACAGAAAAUUGAAUAAACAAUGGAUCGCAAGUUUAGAGGCU
Molecule: messenger RNA, 1687 nt
Organism: Galendromus occidentalis (western predatory mite)
Lineage: Eukaryota; Metazoa; Arthropoda; Arachnida; Mesostigmata; Phytoseiidae
Product: cytochrome P450 3A21
Exons: 11
Coding region: 172-1647 (491 amino acids)
Molecular function (GO): steroid hydroxylase activity; iron ion binding; oxidoreductase activity, acting on paired donors, with incorporation or reduction of molecular oxygen
Source: RefSeq, a predicted model, not a curated record